Cephus cinctus (wheat stem sawfly) is the source of this 1212-nucleotide messenger RNA. RefSeq names its product delta(9)-fatty-acid desaturase fat-6. Gene Ontology annotation, cellular component: endoplasmic reticulum membrane. The record is from RefSeq and is a predicted model, not a curated record. Gene Ontology annotation, biological process: unsaturated fatty acid biosynthetic process. Gene Ontology annotation, molecular function: stearoyl-CoA 9-desaturase activity; iron ion binding. The annotation marks the transcript as partial. The transcript has 5 exons. Lineage: Eukaryota; Metazoa; Arthropoda; Insecta; Hymenoptera; Cephidae.
AUAAUUCAUGUUUAUUUUCGGAUUCAUAAAAGGUGACAAAAUUGUUUCGAUAAAAUUUACAUUUUAAUUAAGUAUUUACAUUUAAUUUAAAUAAACGCUCUAUAUAAACCAAGACAUAGUUUCCGGUUCUAGGACAGAAUAGCUAGGAGCGUGAAAUCCAAUACAGGUAUCUUCUUUCAACUUUCUUCUUUUCACCGUAGACCAGUAAAGGACAAGCCGAUACUGCGCUAAUAUCAACUGAAGAUGAGUGAGGAAGUGCAAGAUCUAAUGGAUAUGAAAAUAGCCGCGAAUAACGAUACUGAAGAAAAGAUCGAAACUGAAACGAAAAAAGAUUCUUCGAUCUUCGACGGACUUCAGAUAAUAAAUGUCAUCUACUACAGCCUGCUUCACAUCGCUGCCAUAUACGGAGUUUACGUGGCCUUAUUUCGGGCAAAGCUCGCGACUCAAAUUUGGUUACCCAUUUUUGCCGCACUAAUGGGUUCUGGCGUGACGCUCGGUUCGCAUCGAUAUUUCUCCCAUAAAUCGUACGAAGUCACGACUCCCGUGAAAAUCGUACUACUCAUAAUGCAGACGAUGACCGGUCAGAACAGUGCAUUCACGUGGGCGAGGGAACACAGGUUGCAUCAUAAAUACAGUGAUACCGAUGCCGAUCCCCAUAACGCUGCAAGAGGCUUCUUCUUCUCUCACAUGGGUUGGCUCUUGACAAAGAAACACCCCUUGGUACUGCAAAAGGGAAGAACCGUUGACGUAUCGGACUUGUUAUCCGACAAGCUGAUCAUGUUUCAGCACAAGUACUACAUACCACUAUACGUUUUUUGGGGUGUCUUAGUACCGAUUAUGAUACCGAUUUACUUAUGGGACGAAAAACCAUGGGUAUCGUUCUUCACGGUGUACUGCUUGCGCUAUGUAGUGGUACUUCAUUUCACUUGGAGCGUUAAUUCUGUCGCCCAUUUGUUUGGUAAUAAACCCUAUGACAAGAGAAUCUAUCCUGUGGAAUCUGCAUUAGUAUCGUGGAUAACGUUCGGCGAAGGAACGCACAAUUACCAUCAUGCGUUUCCAUGGGACUACAGAGUCUCGGAAUUUUCAACGCUGAUAAGUCUAACUACGAGGAUUAUCGACCUGCUGGCAUAUUUUGAUCUGACUUACGAUCGUAAGACGGCGUCCCAGCAAGUUGUCCAUGGUCACCUGAAAAGACACGGUGACGGCACGCAU